UGUCGCCAAGCCUGUGAUCUGACGCUAGCAGCGCGACACCAGUCCGCUGUCGCGUGCCCUCUUGCUUCUCUGAGAGCACGGUGGCAAUCUACUGGGCAGGAGGGCACGCGAGCUUUUUCCUCUUUUGCACUUCUUCUGCGUUCCUUGAACAAGGAGUUUCCGAGAUUCCUUGGUAGGGUAGCGUUCGGUAUACCUCUCUGGCGACCGAGGCAAGCGGCCAAGCUUCCUCCGGAUGGUUUUUUGGAUAAGCUCCGUCGGUCAGAUUUUUGGCGUUGGGCGAUAGCGCUGCACGAGUCACGAAGUGAAGCUCUGCCAGAAGGUGUGAGCCCCAGCCAAGACUGA
Molecule: messenger RNA, 342 nt
Organism: Colletotrichum abscissum
Lineage: Eukaryota; Fungi; Ascomycota; Sordariomycetes; Glomerellales; Glomerellaceae
Exons: 1
Source: RefSeq, a predicted model, not a curated record